AUGGCCGCAAUUGGUCUAAAAGUGGCCUUCCUCGGCCCACCAGCGUCAUUUUCGCACCAGGCUGCGACCGCCGCCUUUAGCAAAAAUUCGGCCAAGUUAAUUCCCUAUGUCUCGUUUGCAGAUGCUUUUGCUGCUGUGCAACAGCAACAAGCGGAUUAUGCCGUGAUUCCCUUCGAGAAUUCCACCAAUGGCUCCGUCGUCCAGACCCUCGAUCUUCUCGCGGACCGUGAGGACCAGUACAAUAGUGUCAAAGUUUGCGGCGAACACUACUUGACUGUACACCAUUGUCUGUUAGUCCGCAAAGGCACAUACCCGGGCGGUUGGUCCUCGUACGAUGGCUCAAUCACCAAGCUAUAUACACACCCUCAGGCCUGGGGUCAAUGUGAAACAUUUCUUUCACAGUCUUUCAAAGGCGUCGAGAGACAGGAUGUGUCGUCGACGUCCAAGGCCGGUGAAAUCGUUGCAAAAGAAACUGAAGAACGAAGCGCAGCCAUUGCCAGCCGCUUUGCAGCAGAAUACCACGGAGCCGAUGUACUCAAAGAAAAUAUUGAGGAUCGAGCAGACAACACCACUCGUUUCUUGAUAUUGAGGAAUGUCCAGGCGAGUCGUUCAGCCCAGUUGGUAUUUGACCAGUCCAAUGUACCAACUAGUACGAAAAAGUCAUUGAUCUCGUUCGCGAUCGAUCACUCUUCGCCCGGAGCAUUGGCAAAUGUACUACUCAUUUUCAAGGCUCAUGGCUUGAAUCUCACGAGCAUAAACUCUCGACCAAGCUUGAGGCGGGCUUGGCAAUAUAUAUUCUUCGUGGAAUGUGGAAGAACGCCCUCUGAUGAGAACAAGAAUGCUGUUACAAUGGCUCUAUCUGACCUUGAAAAGGUCACCGAGUUCUGCCGGGAUCUAGGAACUUGGAAGGACCAACUUGGUGAGAGUGCCUAA
Penicillium taxi is the source of this 933-nucleotide messenger RNA. RefSeq names its product prephenate dehydratase PHA2. The coding region runs from base 1 to 933 and encodes 310 amino acids. Gene Ontology annotation, biological process: L-phenylalanine biosynthetic process. Gene Ontology annotation, cellular component: cytoplasm. The transcript has 2 exons. NCBI's taxonomy places the organism in Eukaryota, Fungi, Ascomycota, Eurotiomycetes, Eurotiales, Aspergillaceae. Gene Ontology annotation, molecular function: chorismate mutase activity; prephenate dehydratase activity. The record is from RefSeq and is a predicted model, not a curated record.